This is a messenger RNA of Somion occarium, 1757 nucleotides long. NCBI's taxonomy places the organism in Eukaryota, Fungi, Basidiomycota, Agaricomycetes, Polyporales, Cerrenaceae. The record is from the annotation of a GenBank genome assembly.
CGUUAAACUUCGUAAGACGUGAAAGUGGCAGCGAUGGUAUUGAGAAUGAAAGCAACGAGGCUAGUGCACGAUAGCCAUGUGCAGGGGAUGUUAUACAAUACUCUUCCUUCGACGCGUGAAGGCAAGAAGCAUUGUUCACUUUAUGGGCGUCAAACAUUUACUGUAAUCCUUCUCUUCCGACUCGUUGUCUUCGGAGUCGUAGCUUGAAUGCCAAGGUACUCAUGAGGCAGAUAUCUGCUGAGGCCCGAUCACAAUUUGUGUCUAUUUAGUUUGUCUAUCGUGACAUGCAUAUGGACGAGUAGCGUCGAAUUGGACACGACUGAAGCGACCUCGCGGCUCCCUGCAGACUUUAAUAACAGCAGCCGACCUUUGGAUUGCUUUAGCUAUUGAAAACACCCAAGCUUUGGAAUAGCCCAUAGCUGAGGCCGAGGGCGCGCGACUGUCUAGACGACACUUUUCAACACUGAAAGCUACGAUCAACACCCUGUACUAAACUUUGUUCAUUCUACAGCUCCUUGUUCAAUCCACGAUGUCAUAUCCAAACCCCUCACAGGAAGGACUACUGCCAUUCGAAUAUCGGGGUGAGACGUUCCAAACGUACUACAAGGUGUACGGAGACCUUAGAAGUCGUACCCGCCGGCCUCUUGUCUGUAUUCAUGGAGGACCGGGUAUAAUUCACGAUGCUCUGAUGCCGCUCUCUGACCUGGCGAAGGAUGGGAAUAUUCCCGUCAUAAUGUACGAUCAACUCGGCAACGGUCGGUCCACGCACCUCAAGAAUAAACCCCCCACCUUUUGGACUAUUGACCUCUUCAUCGACGAACUCGAGAACUUGCUGUCAUACCUUGACAUCUCAGAUUCCUUUGACCUACUAGGUCAUUCAUGGGGAGGUAUCUUAGCCCUUGAGUUUGAAGUGCGGAGGCAACCUGCAGGGUUGAAACACAUCAUAGCAUCCAAUUCGCUUGCUUCAAAUGAGCUCUGGAAACAAUCCACGAAGCAGUUAAUGGAGCGUUUACCGGAAAGUGUUCAAGAGGGUCUGAGAGGUGGCCUAUGCGAGUCGCAGAAGCACUGGGAGGCACUGCAGCAGUUCCAUGCCGCCCAUGGAUGUACUCUCAAGCCCAUGCCGAAGGAAUACCUUGACACCCUCUUAUCGGUGUUUGGUCCAAACGGCGACUCGACCGUCGCGCAUGCGUCUAUCCUCAACAAUUGGAGUAUAAUCGAUCGUCUCCAUCUCGUCCGGGUCCCGACCUUGGUUAUCAACGGCCGGAUGGACAUGGCACAGGACUUCGUAGUCAGACCACUUGUCGAAGGGAUACAACAAGCCAAAUGGGUGACCUUUGAGAAUUCUAGUCACACUCCUUUCCUGGAGGAGCGUCAGAAAUAUAUGAAGCUUGUAGCCGAAUUCCUAGUCAAUUGAACUCAUGACUAUGUCAGUAAUAGACUGUAAUACAACUAGUGCACUACUGUUACAGACACACUAUGAGUCCAUCUUCCGUCUCUUGCGACGCCGUCUCGGACCUGUUUGCGACUCUCCACCGCCUUCUUCCUUGUUACAAGUUCCAUGGACUUUGAAAUUGCUAGCAGUCGCAGCAACAACUCGCUGGACGGCCUGUCGCCGGACCUUCUCUGGGACUUUACCCCAGUACAACUCUUCUCUUGUUCCAUCCACUAGUUCCACAGCGAUUGGUUUCUUGUUGCCCGUCGGCGAAUGACCGCCAGCGUCAAGGCCAUCCGCUUGCGUCGUAGGUGUAGAAGAAAAA